Saimiri boliviensis boliviensis (Bolivian squirrel monkey) is the source of this 867-nucleotide messenger RNA. RefSeq names its product ES cell expressed Ras (gene ERAS). Gene Ontology annotation, biological process: signal transduction. The record is from RefSeq and is a predicted model, not a curated record. Gene Ontology annotation, cellular component: membrane. Lineage: Eukaryota; Metazoa; Chordata; Mammalia; Primates; Cebidae. Gene Ontology annotation, molecular function: GTPase activity; GTP binding.
GCCUGGGGGCCCCCGGAGAGCAGCAGCGUCCCCGCCAGGCCUGUCAGAGCGUCCCAGCGCACCAUCCUCCUCACGGACACAGAAACUGCUGCCCACACCUCUACCCUGAGCUGCCUGCUGGGGGCAUGGAGCUGCCAACAAAGCUUGACACUUUCGACCUGGGCCUGACCACAUGGAGCCCUACCUUCCAAGGGGGAAACCACUGGGCUCAGGCACGCUGCAGGGACGUUGGCAGGCAGCUGCCUAAGUACAAGGCAGUGGUGGUGGGCGCGAGUGGCGUGGGCAAGAGUGCGCUGACCAUCCAGCUGACCCACCAGUGCUUCGUGGAGGAACACGACCCCACCAUCAAGGAUUCCUACUGGAAGGAGUUUGCCCUGGACAGCGGGGACUGCGCUCUGAACGUGCUGGACACAGCAGGGCAGAACAUCCACAGGGCCCUGCGUGACCAGUGCCUGGCUGACGGUGAUGGUGUGCUGGGCGUCUUUGCUCUUGAUGACUCCUCAUCUCUGAUCCAGCUACAGCAGAUAUUGGCCGCCUGGGGCCCUCACCCUGCCCAGCCCCUUGUCCUUGUGGGCAACAAGUGUGACCUUGUGACCACUGCUGGAGAUGCUCAUGCUGCUGCCGCAGCCCUCGCACACAGCUGGGGUGCCCACUUUGUGGAGACCUCAGCCAAAACACGGCAAGGUGUGGAGGAGGCCUUUUCCCUGCUGGUCCGUGAGAUCCAGAGAGUCAAGGAGGCCAUGGCGGAAGAGACCAGGGCAAGGUCCUGUGUGAAGACCCGGCACCAGAAGGCCACCUGCCACUGUGGCUGCACUGUGGCCUGAAGGUCUUGGCCAAGAAAUGUAGACCCUCCCCAGGCCAGGAUGA